Messenger RNA from Hyalella azteca, 1554 nucleotides. RefSeq lists its product as uncharacterized. The record is from RefSeq and is a predicted model, not a curated record. The transcript has a single exon. The coding region runs from base 1 to 963 and encodes 320 amino acids. NCBI's taxonomy places the organism in Eukaryota, Metazoa, Arthropoda, Malacostraca, Amphipoda, Hyalellidae.
AUGAUGGCGGCUCUCUACAUCGUCAAAGAAAUCGAAGAAGAAGGUAAAUCUUUCACUAGUUGCAUUCCUGCUCAUUCAAGUGAGCCCACCGAACAAAUGGUCAACGUGAUACUAUUUUCGAUGCAGAUUUUGAAAAAUAAUUAUACGUUGACUGAAGAGACCGCAGAGUACAUCGCCUCACAGUUCCCCAUGUGCUACGAACAAAACGUUUUCUUCGUAGGAUCUAUCCUUAAAGCGGUCGCUAACGACGAAGCUUUCGUUAGAGGGCUUAAAAAGAAUUUGGACACGGCCAAGUUGCCCGCUGUUUUAUCUUUUGAAUGUAUGCCAAUCAUCACAAAGUUUAUACAGCAAAAAAUAAUGAGUUCUGACGUGAGCAUAACUUUCAAUGCUCCCGAAGACAAUUUUCAAAACGCUUUAAGAGAACUCAAUGCUGUAGGCUGUACCCCAACUCUUGUUCUCAAUACAAGCUGGGACGACAUUAAAUCUUUCAUCAAAUUCUUGAAGGCCGGAAAGAACGGCUUGCAGGCUCGGUUUAUCUUCUUUUUUGGAUUGUCCAUCAGCAUGGCGGCAGUAGAGGAGCUGGUCAGAGCGUGGGAUUGGAAAGAACCUUUAAAAUUUGGCGGUUCACUUGAUUGCAGCGCCACGCAAGCAUAUCUCUUGGUUCAUCGUGCUCUGAUGUUUGAAAAUAUAGAAAAAGUCUGCUAUUCUUCGCCCUCCGGGUCAGAACUCGAAAGUUUCUUUGAAAAUUUGAAAAGGCAUGGUCUUGAAAUUGAGCAACUGUCGCCCACAGACGACCUUUGGAUAACAGUGCACAAAAAGCCAAGUUCGAGCUCGGAAAUAAAUCUGUUUCCACGUCCUAGGUCCGCUGCCUUACGAGUCCGUAGAACAGGUAUUAUUUCCGUCGGUGACGUGUUCCCCGAACACAGAGGGUGUGAAACGCGUACUUUGAGUUGGAUCGCUUAGUCCCAUAUGAGUAACGUACGAUGACGGAGGCGCUGUCUUGGGCCAUAAACUAAGCUAUUCAAUGUCAAUGAGAGUCAAUGCCUUGCCUCAACAUGAAUUAACAACACUCAGCCUCAGAGCUAGAAGCCGCAGACUACGCUAGAAAACCGUAAUCCAGACCAGUGACACACUGCAUACUGAUAAUUCGCCGUAAAUCCGCAGUCAAUGCUUUAGCAUGCCUGCACUUAAGCAGGCAGUUGUGCAUCCAGCCUCACCUGCUCUGGCCUAGUCCCCUCAGGCCUAACGUACUCACGCCACAGCGACUCUCCACCCUCUCCCAACCAAUGAGAUUUGGUUAGGUCCGGCCAGCUAUGUUUAGAGAGUCGGCGUUACGUUUGUAGGUUAUGCCGAAUUUAGAACAGCCUGCUCAAGAGCGAGAAUGCUUCAGCACCAUAUGGGGACCACCAGUGAAAUUGCUGUUAAAUGUGCAAAAAUGCCGUAUUUCUAUUCUCAUUAACUUAUGAUGUCGAACUUUGCACUGUCCUUAUCUGAGAUAACAAAUAACCCUGAUGUUCAAAGUUUAAAAAAAGUGCGUAAGUAAGAAUUCUGGAU